AUGGGACUUGUUUCAAAGCUAGACAAAUUAAAGAUUAAAAGCAGUGACUCCGAUAAGGAACCUUCAAUGAAGUUUUCUCAGCUGAAACCCGAAAUGGUUACCGGAAAUGAAAAGAAUGAGAAUACGGAUGAUAUCGAUGAAGUAGACAACGAAGGAAGUUCAAUUAUCAGGGCUAUCAUAGCGCAACUUAAGCCCGGAUGUGACCUAACCAGGAUUACACUUCCUACUUUUAUUCUCGAGAAGAAAUCGAUGUUGGAAAGAAUCACCAACUUCUUCCAAAUUCCGGAUAUCAUGCUCCAAGCCAAUAACACGGAAGAUCCAUUAGAAAGAUUUCUCUUGAUCACCAAGUGGUAUUUGGCAAGUUGGCACAUUGCCCCCAAAGCUGUUAAAAAGCCGUUGAACCCCGUACUAGGGGAGAUCUUUGCAUGUUAUUGGGAUGAUAUGCCUGAUGGAAGCUCAGCUUAUUAUCUUGCGGAACAAACUUCACACCAUCCUCCCAAGUCAUCUUACUUCUACUUGUCACCAGAAAAUAAGAUUAGAGUUGACGGGAUUCUUAUUCCAAAAUCUAAGUUUUUGGGAAACUCCUCUGCAGCUAUGAUGGAAGGUUGGGCUCAUGUGACACUUGGUAGAUGGAGUAACGAAACCUACAUAAUGAACCAACCAAAUGUAUACGCAAGAGGAAUUCUUUUCGGCAAACUUCGCUAUGAGUUAGGUGAUCAUAUGAUUAUCAAAUGUCCGGAUUCUGGCUACGAGGCUGACAUUGAAUUUAAGACGAAGGGCUACAUUUCAGGUACUUAUGACGCAAUUGAAGGUAAAAUUAGGAAAAUUGGUAGUCCUGAUACAUUAUUUACCAUUACUGGGAAAUGGAAUGACGUGAUGGAGAUUAAAAACCAUAAGACGGGUAAAAUUACCACUUUCUAUGAUACUAACAAUUCUCUGACACACAAGCCUAAGGUGAGACCGGAAGACGAACAAGCUCAUAAUGAAUCACGCAAAUUAUGGGGCCCUACAAUUAAGGCCUUAGCUAGGAGAAAUCAUACAGAAGCAACAGAUGAAAAGUUCAAAGUUGAAGAUGAACAACGUUCGCUUGCUAAGAAACGUAUUGAAGAUGGUGUUGAAUUCCAUCCCAAGUUUUUCCAGCCAAUCACUCUUUCAGACACCACAAAUGAGGAAUUAGAAUACAUUAUUUAUAAGAAGUUUGAUUUAGACAAUGAUCCAGAAACUCUUAAGAAUCGUUUAUUCGAAGUCAUGGCUUUUCUUCCUGGACAAACACAUGAUGAAAAAUUUGCUAUACCGGCAUACAAAAAAGUCAAUCAUUAA
Molecule: messenger RNA, 1320 nt
Organism: Lizanozyma spartinae
Lineage: Eukaryota; Fungi; Ascomycota; Pichiomycetes; Serinales; Debaryomycetaceae
Gene: OBPA
Product: oxysterol-binding protein related protein
Exons: 1
Coding region: 1-1320 (439 amino acids)
Cellular component (GO): membrane; cytosol; cortical endoplasmic reticulum
Molecular function (GO): sterol binding
Source: RefSeq, a predicted model, not a curated record